Messenger RNA from Rhodamnia argentea, 3934 nucleotides. RefSeq lists its product as uncharacterized. Bases 463 to 3285 code for a protein of 940 amino acids. Lineage: Eukaryota; Viridiplantae; Streptophyta; Magnoliopsida; Myrtales; Myrtaceae. The transcript is spliced from 10 exons. The record is from RefSeq and is a predicted model, not a curated record.
UCCACUGAAUCAUGUAUUUUCACUUUCAUGUGACUGGAAACCGGCGAGAAGAUUAAGACAAUCCGACCCUGUGACAGUGAUAAAGUCAUUGGUAUUAGGUAAGAGAGAAGAAAGAAACGUACUCAAGGGAGAAAAGGCAGUUAAGCUAAUCCCAUUGAAGGAGGCCUCGCAGCUUCUGUAUGGUUUUUCUUUUUUUUUUUUAACCACCUAGAGUUGACAAACGCAGAGGAGUUCACUACAGAGGUAGGUGUCGUCUUUAAAAACUGAACCUGGACCCCCCAUGAGAGGAGCUCUUUGUUUGUCAAAAUGGGUACUUGGUCCUCUGUUGAGUAGUUCAGUACUCCCUGGCCUUUUUCUGCUUCCGCGCCGAUGGGUCACCACAUCGAGUACGGUCGUCCGACCAUGCCGGUUCUUGGCGCCUUCUCCGUGUCCUGGGUUUAAAGGGCCUCCUGCAUCUCUAACAUGUGUGCUGCAGGGAUGGUCCUAGUGUUCAUCUCGGUCGUCUGGCUGGUGGAUCAUCCGGUUGUGCGCGGCUACGCUUCCUGGUACCCCUAUGAAUAUAUUCAGCACAGCGUGCGGCAAUUCGAGCAGAAAACGGAUCGGUUCUGGGAGUUUGAUGAGCAAACCAACCGCUGGGUUGAGGUUCAACUGCCUUAUGAUCUGGUGACCUGUGCUAAUGACAACUGCACCAAGGUUGGUUCGCUUGAUCGGAGGUCGCACGGUGAAGAGCGAUGGGAAAGGCAAUCCCAUGAUCCCGAACAAAGUGAGACGUCGGCUAAAGAUGACAGAGGAGAAGCGGCAGAUGGCUCCAGCAUGGUUCUGCCUCUCAGGAAGAGACUCUCUGUUACUAAGAUGUCGGAGACGUCAAUUUGGAUCACGGGAGAGAGCGGGUCCAUCUAUGAGAGGUUCUGGAACGGAGUGCAAUGGGUUCUGGCACCCCAUGAUUUCGCGACACCAGCAGGUCGCGCAAUAUCGGUUUUCAUCAUCAACCAUACGAUACUUGCUCUGUCUGAAGCGGGUCAGCUAUGCCAGAUGCAACUCAGUGAAAGUUCACAGCCAAUUUGGGUAGAGGUCCCUGUGAAGUUCAAUUCGAGCUCAAGUCAAGAGAAGGAAAAGGCUUCAAUCACCCAAAUAAAGUCAGGUGUUGUUUCAUUUGAUGGAAUGAGUGUUUAUUUCUGCACGAAGAACGGAGCGUUGUUGGAGCUGAGUGACAUAGAGCCCCCAAGAUGGGUAAAUCACGGCCGACCCCCUGGUGCUAAUGUUGCCUUGAUAACUGAUGCGGGCGCUUUGCGACCAGAAGCAGUAUUUAUCAUAAGCUCAAAAGGUGAUCUUUACGAGUAUGAUAAAAGCUCAAAGCCGCCAUGGAAGAAGCACAUCAUGAAACAGGGAAGAGAAGAAGAUGCUUCUCUGACAGUCGCUCGGGGUUGUACUUUACUGGGGAUGAACGGAGAUCAUUCCGCUUCCGUCUUUCUUCUUACAAAGGCCGGGGAUCUAGUUGAAAGGCGAAUACACCAACAGAAGUGGAAAUGGAUAUCUCAUGGAAGUCCAAACAAUCAUAACCUGACAUCCAUGACCCUAGUUCUACAACAUGAAUUCAGUGAAAACAUGUACUCUCUGUUCUUCACGACAUCCUCAGGCUCUGUUGUGGAAUAUAGAAUACCGAAACAUUCAGAAGUGGUCCAGAAGCCACCUAUGGAUGUUUGGGCUAAUCACAUGCAUCCGAUGCAUGGUAAAGCUGCGAGGGGUAUUUCGGGGGUACAGUUACAGAUCGGAAGAGUAAUUUUUGCACUUGAUGAUGGCCGACUUGCAGAGCUACACCUGCCAGGACUUGGGGGUGAAAAUUCAGGCCCUGGUCAACCCAACAUCAGGAAGAAACCCUCGUCCAAGUAUGUCUGGUCAGUAUUUGAUGCCCCAGAAAGUGAAGGAUGGAAUGCAGAGUAUUGCACUGAAGAACGCGGACCUGCAAAUUGCGUAACGGGCACUAAAGACGAGCCAAAUGAUUCAGGAACUACAAGCAUGGUAACAAGGAGGAGAAAGGCAAGCGCGACACAAGAAAGCUACUUACUUCCAGGCACAUCAGAGGGAACAAAUGUGCAGCAACAUACUUUCCCAGAUGAUAGGAUGAACGCUAAUUUCCGGCUGCGUGUGAUGCAUGGAAGCAGAUCAUUUUUCCUGAUAACAGAUGGCGGUUUGACCUUUGAGUAUCUCUAUGCUGACAAUAUUUGGUUUUGGCUGCAGCACGACCACCCAACUGCAAUGAAAGUCGUGCUAGGGAACUACAACGGGAGCCUAUUUCUUGCUGACAUUUACAAGAGUUUGCUGAUGAGAGAGAGAAGCAGCAACGAGCUCACUUGGGUGAAUUGCACAGCUAUGAGGAAAGGAAGGCAAGUUAGAGCAGGUCCGCCAUGGGAUGGGAUACCAGGCAGAGAAAGUAAACUCACAGUAGAUGAUGCGCUCUUCUUCGUGAGCAAAAGUGGAAGAUUGAUGCAAUUCACAGUUUUCAUGAGGAAGUUCAAAUGGAAAGAUUGCCGAAACCCUCCAAAUACAAAGGUCUCAUGCAUCAUAGAUCAAGAACUAUUCAGAAGAAACAUAGUAUUCGUUGUCGGCACAGAUGGAAGAUUAUAUCAGUACAACAAAGUGACAGAGUUGUGGCAUGAGCAUUACCAAUCCCGGCACUUACUCUUAUCUGGGUCGCCUGGAACCGUGAUGCGUCCAUCCUCGGUAUCCUUAGAAGGUUCCAUUUUUGUUCUUUCUCGAGACGGUGGACUAGUAGAAUAUCAAUGGAGCACAGUCAAUGGGUGGAAUUGGGUGGAACAUGGAACACCACAUAAAGCCGUCACGUUGGUAUGUCCACCAGGUCCUUGCUUUGAGGGUAAUCAAUUAUUCGUGAUCGGUUCAGACGGAGAUGUAUAUAUGAGGUACACGGAAGAGACGACAUGGAAAUGGAAAAGCUUCGGUCACCCAUACAUAGGAAACACAGCCUCCGAGGAUCACAGAGAGACGAAAGCAAGUGGCGCGCAUGAUGCAAUUUGCAUCCCUAAAGAUACUAAUGCUGGAGCCGAGAAGGAACCGACACAAUUCGAUGACCUCGACAGGAACUGUGACACAAAAGUCGCCCCCACGAGGCCAAUUCCAUUUUCUGAUGACUCAGUGAUCUUUGAGCUGAAAGACGGAAGGUUGGCGGAGAUGCGACGAGUAGGAGAAGCGGAUUGGGCAUGGUCACGUAUUAUAGGGACACCGACAAGCUUAUGUGUGGCGAACUACUGGACUGCUAUGGCAUCAUGACUGUGAAUAUCGCUCUCAAAUUCGAAGUAAUAAUGCAGAAGCACAAGAGAUGUGGAUAAUCAGUUCCAGAAUGGUGUUACCACUUCCUAUUUGUUGAUGCCAAGUGACCUAGUAUAAUUGGCCCAUUUCACUUCCUCUCUACUUCUUUUCUUUGGCUAUCUUCUUCUUCCUUUUUGUUGGGAAAUGACACCACAUCUCUUAGAAUAUUUCCAGCACGGACGGUGAUCACACGCUCACAUCAUUCGUGUGCGGUUGUAAAUUAAACAAACAGUGUACUAGUUGUGGUAUAUAUCAUAUUUAACUUCGUGUAAAAGCAAGAUAUUAUGGUAUAUCCUCACCUUUGCUGAUUUAUCGAUAAUAGUGUGAGAACGCUGGAGAAAAUAAGAUCACAAUUUGAUUUUUCUCUUGAGGAAAAUGGAGAUAUGCAAAGAGUAUAAUCUUAGAUCACUGUCCGGAGAUAGCAGGCAUACUUCCCCUUCCCUUUGUGAGUUAUUUUUCUAGGAGGACAACGGGAUACAUGGUUUCUACUAGGAAUAUCAUAGUGUAAAAGUUGACACAUCUGUCUUGUAAUGUUACACAAUCAGUUCACAUCUUUUUAUUUGCUUGUUAUUCAAUACCGUGCGCAGCUACAUUUCCAGUGGAUGAGCAG